Cuculus canorus (common cuckoo) is the source of this 3370-nucleotide messenger RNA. RefSeq names its product calcium regulated heat stable protein 1 (gene CARHSP1). Gene Ontology annotation, molecular function: mRNA 3'-UTR binding. Gene Ontology annotation, cellular component: cytoplasm. Bases 172 to 630 code for a protein of 152 amino acids. The transcript is spliced from 4 exons. Lineage: Eukaryota; Metazoa; Chordata; Aves; Cuculiformes; Cuculidae. The record is from RefSeq and is a predicted model, not a curated record. Gene Ontology annotation, biological process: regulation of mRNA stability.
ACACAGAGAGUGGAUGUGCUGAGCGAGAAAGACUAGUUUAUGCGCACAUGGUAAUGGGAGAAAGCAAUCAAACUCCCUGCAGGUCCGUCUCCUCAUCCGUUGGCUAAGAGCGAUGUGUUGCCUACAGUAGACUCGACGGACUACUGAUACCGUUUUUCUCAGACAUUAGGGAUGUCUUCUGAGCCCACUUCAUCCGCCUCGCAGCAGUCCCCCACCUCUCCACCCUCCCCCAGUUCUCUCCAUCUGCCUGAAAACCGCAGGGCAAGAGAUCGCUCCCCGUCACCCAUGAGAGGGUACCUCAUCCCCAGUCCGCUGCCCACCCGACGGACCAGGACGUUUUCAGCAACUGUGAGAGCAUCAGAGAGUCCCAUCUACAAAGGUGUCUGUAAAUGCUUCUGUCGCUCCAAAGGCCAUGGCUUCAUUACCCCUGCAGAUGGAGGGCCCGACAUCUUCGUACACAUCUCUGAUAUCGAAGGCGAGUAUGUUCCUGUGGCGGGCGACGAGGUCACCUACAAGAUGUGCACCAUCCCUCCGAAGAACGAGAAGCUCCAGGCGGUGGAGGUGGUGAUCACUCAUCUGGCUCCUGGAACCAAGCAUGAGACCUGGUCGGGGCACGUCAUCAGCUCCUGAGGCGCCUCGGUGGGAGCGCGGCUGCUGCCUGCAUGGUCACUGCUCAACAACUGCCUGCGGGGGACCUGUCCUAAGAAUAUUCUACGUAUUGUGCAGGAGGAAAUACUACAUAUCAAUAAAGCAGAAGUAGGCCAAAAUUACCAUUUUUACAGCUGGCCCCCGAGGGGAUGGGGAGGAAAGGCAAUUCAGAUCCUAAUGAAACAAAAGCUAUUGUAAUGUGUUUACUACAAAUAUAUCUUAAAGACAGCUAGUUUGUGUGCUUGGUGGAGGGGGGGAAGACUUGGUUUUACAUUUAUCUUGUGAACUGAUUCCAGUAAACGGGCAGGGUAGAGGGGGAGAGGUUUGAGGAGAGCUCGUCUAGUGCAGACAGCCGUAGCACAGGCACAGCUCGGAGGCGCACGAGCCCUGUGUUCCCAUGAGCUGCCCUUCCAUAAGGUUUGGUGUAUACCUACUGCCAGUAAUGGCAUGAGUGCUCUGCCUUGAAAGAGAGGGAGAGGUGUUCAUUGCUGCAGUUUGUUUUCCUCAUGGAAGGAAGUUCACAAACGGAGCAGCUGCCGUGGGGUGGAAAAUCUCCAUCUGGUGGUUAUGCUCCAAUGGCCAGGGCUCGGCGCCCUUUGGGUGCCCUGUUUGCAAACAGCAUGUCUGCACACGCGUGGGGUAUUGUGGUUUUAAAGCCUGGAUUGUUUGUGAAUUUACUUUGAUGCCUUGAUGGUCGAUUAGCAACGGAAGUUAUAGGCCAGUAUUAAAAACAAAACAAAACAAACAACUAAAACAACCCCAAAUUUCUUUAAAAUUGCCUCAAGGAAAGGGGUAGAAAGCUGUAGGGUCCUGGAUACUUUGUAGCCUCUGACCGUGUGUGCAUUUAGACAAAGCUGAAGAUGUCCGCCUUAUUGCAUAUAGGUGACUGCCAGGGCACUGGGCAGCCAGAGUAACUACUCUGAAAAGCGAGCUGUGCACCAUUCAGCUGUGUAUAAAAUACCAUGUGAAUUACUUAGUAGGCUCAGCUGUCCAAUUCUGCAGCUGUUUCCCUGGAAAACUUGCUUGGUAGGAUGUGAUAAGGUCACCCUUGCCCUGACUCUUCUCUGCCUGCAAGACUUCAUGUAGUUGUGGUGCAACUAUGUAAGUUCUGUUCCUAUUUGCCUUCUGCAUCCUUUUUUCAAAUGAAGCGUUUGUCUUUAUUAUGUUCUGAACAGUGGAUUUUUAUUGACUUUGCAAAUAAAAAUAAAAAAGAAGGCAUGAUAACUUUUCUGUCAGUGUGUGGAACGGUGUAACUUCGGUUGCCUAUUGCAGUUCCAACAAUGAGCACCGGCUGUCAGGAAAUGUCCCAAGACUCUUCCACAGGGGACCAUCUCUGCCGAGGUCUGACCUGGGGAAAGCGCAGAUCUGUGGAGGUCAGUAAUUGCUGGGAUGGCUUCUUGUACCUCAGCUGUCCCUCCAUGACAGUCACAUAAGGUAACAACCAGCCUCUAGCGGGACUUUGGGGAUUGGUUUGAGUUUUAAUUAACCGUAAGACUUAGUAGUGGUGGAUUUAACACUGUCCGGCUUCUUGGCACAUCACGUGCCACUUCCUUUCCAAUAAACAUGACCAUUGUCAUGCUUUAACAUGUCUUCAGUCUGCUCUCUGCCUGGUUGGGGUUGAAGACGAUUAGCAUUUUCCCUCCCCUCAGAGACAGAAGUGUUUCUGUCUCACCUGUUGAGAUGAGCAGUGGAAGAUGAGCCUCAGCUAUUGGCAGUGGCCGUGCACGACUGACUGCCGAGCUUUGAAGAUACACACAAUACACAGGUAUGUACACAGAUGGUAUUUGAGCCUGAAACCAGGUCUGGGUUUGGUCCAAUACAGGAUGUUUUGCACAGUUAACUUUCUGUAAAUACAGGAAACAACCCCCCAGUAACCAUAUACAUCCCUGUGCCCACACAAGGCAGCAGCUAUCGAAACCCGUCCGUCUUUAAGGAGCCGUCCUGCGCCACCAGCGGUUCUGGUCCAAAGCCUGCUCCCAUUAAAAUGACUGGGGCUGAACUACCCUAUUGAAGCAAGCACGAGAAAGGUGUUGGAAGGUGAGAUAGUUCUGAUGCAUGAGGGCAUCACAGCUCCCCCUCGCUUUUUGUAAGCACUUUUGGGUUCUACACAGAGAUACAAAAAACUCUACAAAAUUCUUCCAUUUUUUACUCUGUAAGAAUCACAUAAACUUUGAAGUAGGUGGAUUCAAGUCAAUCAUUUCCAUGUACAGGCAGGCAGCAUACAACAGGUCUGCUUUACCUAUUUUAUUUGCCAAAAGGGCAAAUUGAAAUAGUAAUUUUUCAUGAUAAAAUGAGGUUUGAUUCUCCUUUACUAAAUUAAACUGUACAUACAUGAGAUUCCUAAUGUCAGAUGAGAUAAGUAAACAUCAAGUUACACUGAUCGUCAUGCUUUAACUUGAAUUUUCAGACAUAUAUAGUUGAGGUGAUUUUUCUUAGUGCUAAAAUCUCAUCUACCUUUAAUGUCUUAUCAGGAAAAUCAGAAAUACAAUUGGUGACAAAUACAUUUACUACUAUGAUUGAGUUAUUUUAGUUAAUUUUGACACUUAUUUUGAGAUUUAAGAAGUGUCUGCAAACAGUGUAGGUGCCAUGAACUGUCCUGUACCGAGGAGCCGACUGCAGCACCAGUCGGUCCAGCCUUCCCAGCACAGCAGACUUGAUGCUCCUUCAGACCAUGCAAUGGAACACGUGUGAGGUCAGAGCUGUCUGGCUCAGUUUCACCUUC